Messenger RNA from Prunus armeniaca (apricot), 891 nucleotides. The record is from the annotation of a GenBank genome assembly. NCBI's taxonomy places the organism in Eukaryota, Viridiplantae, Streptophyta, Magnoliopsida, Rosales, Rosaceae.
AUGGCUAGGCCUAGGAAGCGUUCACCAAAGAAACCAUCAUUUUUCAAGAUCCUAAUUGGUGACUUCUCUCAGCGUCUGCGUAUACCACCUAAGUUUAUUAAGAACUUCAAUGGGCAAUCACUUCGCAAAUGUGCUCUUAGAGGCCCUAGUAGACAAUGGUGGGAUGUGAAAUUGGAAGAGAGAGAGAAUAGCUUGUUCUUCCGUGAUGGUUGGCAGGGUUUUGUGAAAGAUCAUGUUUUAGAAUUUGGGGAUCUUUUGGUUUUUAGUUACAAUGGCAAAUCAAAGUUUAAGGUCAAAAUCUAUGAUAGAAGUGCAUGCGAGAAGAAUGUAGAUUUAGCCGAGAGAAGAAGUGGUAGUCCAGUUUCUUUGGUGAACAAAGGAAAUCAAGCUCAAGUGAAGGAUGAAAUUGUUGAGCUUGACACUGAAGACUGCGAAAACAAAACGAUCGAUUCCAACAGAAGAAGUUGCAAAUAUCCCAUUUCUGAAAAGAGGCCUAUAAGUUUUUGUGUACAAGAAACAUCAACUGGAUCCAUCUUGUUCAAAUCAGAGAAUCCAUGUUUCCUAGUUUGUUCGAGGAAGCAGCAUUUACUAUAUCGUGUGACGAUUCCGAAUGAACUAGCCGUAGCUGAAGGCCUUAGGAGGAGAGAUGCUGUCAUGCUUCAAGAUCCAACUGGGAGAUCAUGGCUUGUUGAACUUAGAGUGGAAUUCCAUAAUCGUUUGGACAUGGCAAUAGGUUGGACAGAAUGUCGUAAAGCGAACCAAAUUUCACCUGGGGACUCCAUCAUUUUUGAGCUUGUCAAGCAAGGUGUAAUGCAAUUUCAUAUUUUCAGAGGAGCAGUGGGAGGCAAUAGGUUAUCUGUGAUAACUGCUGCCCUUAAUGUUAAAAAUUAA